UAUAAGUGCCCCCCAGAGGGUCAGAAAUGGGCAGAGGGAAGGACAGAGCUGGACGACCGUGAGGAAAAUUCUGGACUACUUGUUAAAUUCCUGUAGACUGAUCUGAAGAUGCCGAAUUGGGGCGGGGGAGCCAAGUGUGCGGCCUGUGAGAAAACUGUGUACCAUGCUGAAGAAAUCCAGUGUAAUGGCCGGAGCUUCCACAAACCCUGCUUCAUCUGCAAGACCUGUCGUAAAGGCCUGGACAGCACGACUGUAGCAGCACACGAGUCUGAGAUCUACUGUAAAUCCUGCUACGGAAAGAAGUAUGGUCCAAAAGGCUAUGGAUACGGUCAGGGUGCCGGAGCGCUGAGCUCAGAUCCAGUGGAUAAUGAACAGCUCCAGUCUCAGGAGCUUAAACCUCCUCGUCCGUCCACCAACUCUAAUCCUGGUAAAUUUGCUCAGAAGUUCACCGGUUCUGACCGCUGCCCGCGCUGCUCUAAGGCCGUGUACGCUGCCGAGAAGGUCAUGGGGGCUGGAAAGCCGUGGCAUAAGACGUGUUUCCGUUGUCUGCUGUGUGGAAAAAGCCUGGAGUCCACUACAGUGACCGACAAAGAUGGUGAACUUUACUGCAAAGUGUGCUAUGCGAAAAACUUUGGUCCUAAAGGGCGUGGCCUGGGCAACAUGGGCGUGGUUGAAGACGGAGAAUGACAGCUUUGACCAGUUGACCAACAAUAAACAACAAACAUUUACUCUGUGAUUUAGUCCCUGUACAAAGAUCACAUCAGGCCUCUUACUUUAGCCUGCAGUUCAAAAACUCAAUUCAGAAAAGUGACCGUGUGAGAGCUGAUAACAGAAUAACAGAUAAACUAACACUGCAUUAAACACAUUAAUGAAGUGUUUUGACUUUGCAUCACUUAAUCCUCCAUCAGCCUGUUUAUCAUC
Molecule: messenger RNA, 921 nt
Organism: Colossoma macropomum (tambaqui)
Lineage: Eukaryota; Metazoa; Chordata; Actinopteri; Characiformes; Serrasalmidae
Gene: csrp3
Product: cysteine and glycine-rich protein 3 (cardiac LIM protein)
Exons: 6
Coding region: 109-687 (192 amino acids)
Biological process (GO): muscle tissue development; sarcomere organization; cardiac muscle contraction
Cellular component (GO): nucleus; Z disc; cytoplasm
Molecular function (GO): structural constituent of muscle; actinin binding
Source: RefSeq, a predicted model, not a curated record